This is a messenger RNA of Hepatospora eriocheir, 402 nucleotides long. The record is from the annotation of a GenBank genome assembly. Lineage: Eukaryota; Fungi; Microsporidia; Hepatosporidae.
AUGAGAAAACAAAUUGAUAUUUUAAAUGCUAAAUUAAGAAAGGAAAUUGAUAAUAAGAUGAAUUUGAUGGUUAAAAGUAAAGUUAAAUUACUUUGUGAUGAGUUGAUAAAUUUGAGUAUAAAAGAUUUUUUUAUUAAGGAAAUUAACGAAUUUUCCAAAUGUAGUAAAAAACAAAUAAUUAAAGGAAUGAUGUCAAUUGGUAAUGAACUUAAGAAAACUAAAAUUAAUGGAAUGUAUUACACGUAUAUUAAUGAUAGCUCAGAUAUUUAUUUGAUUAUUUAUGAUUCAACUUCUAAAGCUAGUAAUUUUAGUGAAUUUAAAAGUUUAAAAUUUAAUGAUAAUUUUAUUAAUGGAAUAAUUAGAGAAGAUCAGUUAAAUCAAAUAAUUGAAAAAUUUAAAUAA